CGUGCUGCGAAGGUCAUUUGCACGUUGCAUUUUCAGCUCAAAUCUGCUGUUUAGCUGAAUCAAUCGACUCUUAUCAUGCCGCUUAUUUGCAGUUGCAAUUUUGAUGCAGAGCUAACAUGAGAGGCGAUUCAGUGCGAUUCCUGCUGUUCGGUUGCUGUUGGGUCCUUGCCGCGGUACAAGCUAUUACACACUACAACUGCAAAAAUGAUCGCCGUUUUCUUGCGUUCAAUAUUUGUAUUGUGGAAUAUGUUAACUUAGACAGUGACGAGGAUCAUCGAUUUCCAAACGUCACGCAUCUGGAGUUUCGGAAUGGACAGUUCAAAAGUAUUGGAGUGGAUUUUUUUCUCUCGAUUGGUGAUAUGAAGCGUUUGACUUUCCGGAAUGGAUUUUUGAAGGAUAUUCGUUUCUGGUCGCCUGUACUGGAAGAACUUCGUGUGGUAAACACGGAAUUAGUGGAGUUUGACGUACUAAGUGAACCUAACGACAGCUUGAAACAGCUCGCUAUUCGCUCUAAGUUUUAUUCGAAAUGGUCUCCGCAAAUGCGACUACUAAAAGCGCUGGAAGUGAUCGAUAUUGGAUACUGUAAUUUUACACACCUGAAUUUGGAUUGGUUUACGGGUUACAGGAAUCUUCGAGUACUGGAUGUCUCUAAAAAUCGUCUACAUGCGCUGUUCAGUGGUCCACAUCUGAAGCUGCAAGCUCUGGAAGAGCUUUACCUCUAUGGUAAUCGAUUCGAAUAUUUGUGGCGCUUUCCGGAUGCUUUUCCAAGUUUGAAGUUUGUUAGCUUGUCAGAAAAUAAAUGGAUCUGCAGUUGGGUAUCGAUGGCUCGUGAUGCGCUUUUCGUUCUGAAUAUGGUUCUAAUGGAUUCUGAUGUCGAUUGUGAACAUGGAUGGAUUAGCAUUGGAGGAAUAUGCUGCCGACAAACUGGAUAUUCAAAAACAGUGCGAACAGUAAAUCGAGUGAAGGUACUGAAAGAUGAAACGGUGGCGCAGAAUCGACAGCUUGAGAUAUUACUAGGUAACGGUAGCAGAGAAGGGGUACAAAUGGCGAUUGGGGCGAAGGUUGAUGGAAAUACUGUUUUCGUUGACAAGCUAAUGCCAGUAGUUUUGACAUAGUAUAGUUUAUUCAAAGAAGUGACAAAUUUUCUUAAAUAUAAAUAUUUAUCUCUGUAUCCUCAA
This is a messenger RNA of Wyeomyia smithii (pitcher-plant mosquito), 1178 nucleotides long. RefSeq lists its product as uncharacterized. Gene Ontology annotation, cellular component: extracellular matrix. The record is from RefSeq and is a predicted model, not a curated record. Gene Ontology annotation, molecular function: protein binding. The transcript is spliced from 2 exons. Lineage: Eukaryota; Metazoa; Arthropoda; Insecta; Diptera; Culicidae. Bases 117 to 1115 code for a protein of 332 amino acids.